Delphinapterus leucas (beluga whale) is the source of this 7578-nucleotide messenger RNA. RefSeq names its product coiled-coil domain containing 6 (gene CCDC6). NCBI's taxonomy places the organism in Eukaryota, Metazoa, Chordata, Mammalia, Artiodactyla, Monodontidae. The record is from RefSeq and is a predicted model, not a curated record.
GGCUUUGCAGGGCGGCCUAGCGAGCGCGCCAGGCCCGGCUGGAGCGAGCCCCAGUGCAAUACUGCCCGAGCCCGGGCGGGGUCUCUGUUCGCUGGCAGAGGAGGUCCCUUGGCAGCGGGAAGCUCCCUCUCUUUCUCUCGCAGCCACUCCGAGUCUGCGCCCUGCUGCCAGGCUCCCAGCUCGGCGCUCCCCUGUGCUCGCCCGGCGCCCACUCAUUCGCAGCCCAGCCUUCGCCGCCGCCGCCUCCCUGCUCCUCCUCCUCCUCGUCUCCCCAGCCCGCCGCGGCCAUGGCGGACAGCGCCAGCGAGAGCGACACGGACGGGGCGGGGGGCAGCAGCGGCAGCUCGGCCGCCAUGCAGUCGUCUUGCUCGUCGACUUCGGGCGCCGGCGGCGGCGGUGGCGGCGGGGGAGGCGGCGGAGGUGGGAAGUCGGGGGGCAUUGUCAUCUCGCCGUUCCGCCUGGAGGAGCUCACCAACCGCCUGGCCUCGCUGCAGCAGGAGAAUAAGGUGCUCAAGAUCGAGCUGGAGACCUACAAACUCAAGUGCAAGGCGCUGCAGGAGGAGAACCGCGACCUGCGCAAAGCCAGCGUGACCAUCCAAGCCCGGGCUGAGCAGGAAGAAGAAUUCAUCAGUAACACUUUAUUCAAGAAAAUUCAGGCUUUGCAGAAGGAGAAAGAAACCCUUGCUGUAAAUUAUGAGAAGGAAGAAGAGUUCCUCACUAAUGAGCUCUCGAGAAAAUUGAUGCAGUUGCAGCAUGAGAAAGCUGAGCUAGAACAGCACCUCGAGCAGGAACAGGAAUUCCAGGUCAACAAGCUGAUGAAGAAAAUUAAGAAACUGGAGAACGAUACCAUUUCUAAGCAGCUUACGUUAGAACAGCUGAGACGAGAGAAGAUUGACCUUGAAAAUACUUUGGAACAAGAACAGGAAGCACUAGUGAAUCGUCUCUGGAAAAGGAUGGAUAAACUUGAAGCUGAAAAGCGAAUCCUGCAGGAGAAAUUAGACCAGCCGGUGUCUGCUCCCCCAUCGCCUAGAGACAUCUCCAUGGAGAUCGACUCUCCAGAAAACAUGAUGCGACACAUCAGGUUUUUGAAGAAUGAAGUGGAGAGGCUGAAGAAGCAACUGAGAGCUGCCCAGUUACAGCAUUCCGAGAAAAUGGCGCAGUAUCUGGAGGAGGAACGCCACAUGAGGGAAGAGAAUCUGAGGCUGCAGAGGAAGCUGCAGAGGGAGAUGGAGAGAAGAGAGGCCCUCUGUCGGCAGCUCUCCGAGAGCGAGUCCAGCUUAGAGAUGGAUGACGAAAGGUAUUUUAAUGAGAUGUCUGCACAAGGAUUAAGACCUCGCACUGUGUCCAGCCCUAUUCCUUACACACCUUCUCCCAGUUCUAGCCGGCCGAUAUCACCUGGUCUCUCGUAUGCGAGUCACACAGUUGGUUUCACGCCACCGACUUCACUGACUAGAGCCGGAAUGUCUUAUUACAAUUCCCCGGGUCUUCAUGUGCAGCAUAUGGGAGCCUCCCACGGUAUCACAAGGCCUUCACCGCGGAGGAGCAACAGCCCUGACAAAUUCAAACGGCCCACGCCGCCUCCGUCUCCCAACACACAGACCCCCGUCCAGCCUCCGCCACCUCCACCUCCGCCACCCAUGCAGCCCGCGGUCCCCUCGGCAGCCACCUUGCAGCCCGCCCCCUCGCAACAUUCGGUGCACCCCUCCUCCCAGCCUUAAUGCAUGUGCGCAGUCCGAACCUCACGUUGGGACUCGUUCGUGCAGUGGAGCCGUCGACUCAAGACGCCACAGGCUUCCUUCCCUGGCAUAUUCGGAUCUGACUUAUUUUGCACUGAGGUUAUCUAGGCUUCACUAUUCAUUGUGUUGUAAAUGUGUGUCGGAAACGCAGCCAGUGUUGUGGGUCUACAACACUAAACAGACGACUUUCUCCAUCGGUGUUUUACUUGAAUCUUCAUGUGCGUCCAUUCCCUGGUUGGGACGUCAGCUAUUCGACUAUUUGGUAGUUCAGCAGCGGUGUGCAGUUUUUUUGCUUGGCCCCAGAGCUUCAUUUUCCUGGCUUUUAGGUUUGUAAAAUAAAAAGGGAUAUCUUUUUUAUAUUUUUUUUCCCAUGAAUUUGCAGAAAAUUACUGAGCUGUUAUUACCCACCUCUCCCCCAACCCCCAUUAGAAUAGUGUUUACCAAGCAUACCAGUAAUUCAGCACUACGAUUCAGACCUUUGAAAAUCUAGCUCUCACUAUAGAAUGGGAAGUUGGAUGCAUCAGUGCCCCAGACAAUGUUUAAUAGAGCUUUCUACGGAUACACUUUGUAUGGGUUAUUUUCAGUAUAUCUCAACAUCCAUGUCUCUUGUAAAACAGGUCUCCUGAAGUAUUGGAUCACAUGGCUGUACCUUUUCCACAUACAUGGGAUAGAUAAUUAUCGUAUAUCCGGGUGUGAGUCUUUCUUUAUCCUUGAUGUUACCCUACCCAAACUGGCCCUCUCACGUGAGUCGAUAACCGUUGUCCUACCCGCCAGUGGUUGCGAUGGCUGAUUAGAAUGUGCUGUGUGAUUUCUGCUGCAGAAGGCAAUGUGAUGGUGACAGAAACAGCUCAUUUCCCUUUACAUUCUUUACUCGCGUUCCCCUAAAAUAGAGUUCGAACAGAUAUUUUAAAGGUGCAGAGUACUAUGAGAAAAUACUAUGUGAAAUGAACAUUAUAGGAACAUCUUGGCACAAUGGCCAAAAUACUUUAUUGCUGGCAGGAAAGAGGCGUAGAGGAAAGUAGCACAUUAGCAUUGAGGACUGCUUAGUUCGCCCAGUAAAAGCAAGCGCAGUGUACAAAGAAGUAUAUCCUGAAUGCGUCAUUUCCAUUCAUUUAGCACAAAUAAAUCGUCUGGUUUCACUCUAAAGUGGAACGCCGUGAGUCAGUCUUUUCUUAACACUUGCAACACCUUUAUUUUGGCUUUUCAGCAGUUACUGAUUUGUACUUGGGUAGUAAAGUGAUUUUUACCACCUGUGUUUGCAUAUUUAUAUAUGCUGUGGACAAAAAUAACUUACUAGAGAAUGUAUAUUUUAUGAUGAGAAUGUGUAUCUGUUGGAUAUAAUCAGAGAACUGAAAAUUAAUUUAUCCGUAAUUUUUAAGAGUCCAUGUUUUGUGACAGCCAUCUCUAAUAGCUAGCUCUUUAUUGAACACACUCCUAACCAUAAGGAACCAUGACAUUGUAGAUAUUUAAUAUUGUACAGUAGAGAAACCUCGAUUUUUGCCUUUGAAUGCAUAUUUACAAGUUACAGAAUGAGAAAAGGUCUCAUCUCACUGGCUAAUAGUGUUUGACGAGCAUCUUAAGAACUUGAGAGUAAAAGCAACAGUAGGAUCUUUUUUUUGACUCUUUCAGUUUCCACCUCCAAACUGCGAGUGUCACUCCUCAGUCAUUUGAAAGAAAUCGUAGGUCUCUGUAAAUUUUAUUUAUAAUGUGUAAUAUACAUAAUCAUAGCACAGUCUUCAAAUAUGGGGAAGAAGUUCGGCAUUUCAUUAUUGAGGCUUGAGGUUUUUAAUUCAGCCAGAUGGGGUCCUGUCCAGCCCGGGGAUUUCACCAACGGCUCACCGUCCCUCCUGGCACCUGGCCAUUCUGAGGAAUUCUGAGAGCAGGCUGCAUCGUACAGUUAUCGGUUUUUCUUAUGGGAGAAAUGGUAUAUGUUUGCAAGACUCUUCUACGAGACUGUAGAUUUCAGCGCUGUUGAGUAGUGUCUUGCACUCAAACAAGGAAGUCUAAAAUCAUCUUCCCUCCACUUGCUAGCAAUUUAGUGACCUCCUGAAAGCACAGAAGUCAGUACAUUGCCCUGUGGUGACUGAAAAAAGCACUCGGAGCGAGCAGACAGUUCUGAUAAAUGCCUUUCGGAGACAGGUUCUUGACAUCCAGACUUCUACAGAAAUGUAGCGCCGGUUUCCUUAGACUAGUCGUUUCACUGCAAAAUAAAACACAGCUCCUUCAAACAGCACUUUCUCACCAUAAAUCUAGUUGCCUCUCCCGGUGGACAUUCUGGAUUGAUAGAACAAACACUACUCUUUUGAAAUGAUGCUGUUUCAUGUCCUGUUCGAGUGUUUUAUGACCCCAUGUGGAGCCUGUCACGCUUGGGCAGUACCUGCUAGGGCAGCUCCUUGGCCAUGGUUUAGCCCCCAGGGACCCCGAAGAUUCCAACCCCAAGGCCACGAGAAGCUGACUUAUCUGGGGCACUUCUCGGGGGGGCUGAACUUGGUUCCUGCUAUUCCUGUUGCCCACCCGCCCAGGGCAACCCCGGACUGACUCCCAGAGGCCCCAGAGGCCUUGGAAGGCAGGUGGGAGCCACAGCAGGUUCAGUAGCUUCAUUUUCCUGUCUUGCUGACAGAGACCCUUGGCUACCACUGUGCUGCUAGUAGGAUAAGUACUCUUCGCCAGAUGACCAUGCCUUUUAUACAAAACCAAAUUACUUUCCCUAACACCUGAGGCCUCUCUGGGCUCUGAACUGCUCUCUCUUUCAUCCAGCAUGCUGGCAUUCUAGACAGACUUCUAGAGAUUUGGCAGAUGGUGGAAGUAUUUCAGAUUUGAUUUAACUUGCUCCUUUGUUAAUUGAAAGGAGUUUUAAAUUCUGAGCUCCUGAGAGACUGACCACAACCAUGGAAUGAAUGUGUGACCAGAAUGUGGCUUUGACACCAAGUGCUUGCUGCCCCUUUGUAAUCGGCUUCUAACUGAUUUGACCAGAAAUAACGGAUAAUGUGAAUUUUCGUUAACUGUUCAAUUGUAGGAAGAUAGAAUAUGUAUCGCCCUUUGUUAGGUAGACAUGAACUUUUCCUGCACGAAGCCUUGCUUGUAGAGGAAGCCCAAUAAGGCAAGAAAAAGCAUAGUAACUUGUGCUUGGAGAGCUCACUAUUUUUAUCUUAUCAGUAUAGAAGAAAUAUUUCUGCGUAACUUUAUCUUCUAUCUAGUACUUGUCUUAUAGGUAACCAACACUGAAAACUUUGUAGUGAGGACUACCAAAGAAAUACAUAGUAAAACAACCUUUUAUUUCCAAAUUACUAAAGAUCCAGCCAUCGACGCUGCUACGUGAGUUCCAUGCUCAAGAGCCAUUGUAAGAGAUUAAGGGGUUUUUAGGUUUUGGGUUUUUUUUUUUUUUCCCUCUUGUUGUUGUUUUUUUAGAUUUCUUUUUUCCUUUUUCUCUUUUUUUUUUUUUGUGAUAAAACAUACACACACAGCUGUUAGCAUAAAAUUAUGGGGGGCAUGCUUCAGUAUGCUCAGCAGUUGUGGUUAACUGCCGAGCCCUGGUUGCCUCUCGCUAGGCAAUGGAAGGAAUCCUAUGUUCAUGAUAGCGUGGGUGCUGUGUGUGUGCACAUGUGUGUGCAUUCAUGCCUUAACUCGGGUUACUGCUCAACUUUAGUUCUUCACUUAGUCUGCACCGUCAUCUAGAUUGUAUUGUACAUCUCGAUCUGAACUUCAUCCUGGCAAAAACAAAGUUGCAGGUACAACAGUUUGAGAGUGCAUUCCUCCAGCAGAGUGUUGGAUCAGGUUGACCCUGAGCCUUCUUUGGACUUUAUUUGGAACUAGGCAUGGACAGCAAAAGUGGACUGUCCCAUGGAAAGACAUCAACAAGGAAGAGAGGACAGCCAAGUGCUAGCAUGUCUCUGGCCUCUGUGUAUGUGCGCACACUGUACGUCGUUCAUGAUAGCUUGUCUACAACUUGACUAGGUUGGAGUUCUGGUAAUAGUGGCAAUCUUGACAUUCUUGGUCAGAGUUUAGAGAGAUGUAAGACUUCCAAUUAAUGUCUUAUUUACUUCUUUAUGUUGAUUAGUCUUUGAUACAUGUGCUGAAUCAGAAACCUAAAUAAAGAUAAUUUUUUAAAAUGAAUCUCUCGAGCUUUAUACCCUAUCUCUUUCUCUCUGGUCUUUGAGUCGGAAAAUGAACCUUGUGUCCCUGUGAUUUCUGAUGGAUAUCCAGCUUAGAUUCUGAAUACUAAAGGCUGCCUUAGAAAGUGAUCUUAAGGUGAGGACACAAAAGGGAUUGGUACUGCUCUGUUUCUUAAUCAGGAUCCCGGUUACCUGGAUGUAUCGAGUUUUUGAAAAUUCAUUGAGCUGUGCGUUUAUGAUCUGCGCACUGUCCCGUAUCUGUGUCGUAUUUCACUUGAAAACCAUACACCUAGGGGAUUAUGAAAAGGAAAGGAAAAGCACACUCAUUCCCAAAAUGUUAUGUAUAAACAAUUAGAUAUAGGUAUAUACACGCACAUAUAUUGUCAGGCUUUGGAAAUUGCACUCAGUAUAUUAGCUUAUUCUUAAAUUUUUAAGUCUGUUUGUAUGGUUUUCUCUUCCUACGUAUAAGAAUCAUGGCUUUAGAAUGAGUUCUAGGUUUGAGUACCAGUUCCUUCACUGGCUCAGUUACUUAACCUCUCUGGAACUCAAGUUUCUUACCUGUAAAAUAACAAUACUAUGUGCCUGGCUAAGAUGAGAAAAUCAAGAUGAAACCCUCUAGUACAGGCCUUCACAUAUACAAUAAGACACAAGUCCUUUCCGUGUCCAUUCCUUUAGGUAGAAAGGUAGAGUGAAUAUUUGGGGUGAUGUUUUAUACACCUUGCAUUUUAGGAAGCCCCUAGCAGUUAGUCCACGUUCUGUAGGGGAAACGCACAGACUUAGGACCCUGCCCUAGGAGCAUGGUCUUCAAGAACACAGUUGUGAUAUCGUCUUAGGAGUGCGAGCUGUUUAAACCUAGGUCCUUUUCCAUAUUAAAGAGCUAAAUAAACCUUGAGUGAGUCUUGACUCACUCUGGCUUAAGCAAGAUAUCAUAUUAACUAUUCGUUAAUGAAAAGAGUUUUUAAUUUGAUUUGUCAUUUGGUGAGUUGACCAAAAUCUCAAAAUGCCUCUGUUCUCAUGGCAGCGAGGUUUCAGUUGUAACUUGACGAAAAUGUUGACCAAGAAAUUACGCAGGACCUCUGAAUUUAGGACUUGGCUGCAUCUGCCAGCUUCAGUUUUCUAAUCUAUAUAGUGGACAUAGCCAUUCUUAUUUCAUGUAGAAUUUGAAGAAAAUGGGAUUCAAAACGAAGUGCUUUAACAACAUGUAAGUUAUAAAGUUUAAGCUAUAUGUACACUUUUUCUCUUUUAACACCUUUUAGAGGCUGCGUGUGCACGUGGCGCUUCUAAGGUUGAAACGGUUGGUUUAGAAACUUUUUUUGUAUUUACGUAAAACUCUGUAGGUAAAUCUGGGUCCUUGUUUUAACGUAUGGACUAUUUAAGUUAAAAAAUACUUGGGGAAAUUCAGUUCUAUUCACUAAUGUCUAAUUCAGGCCCAAACUUUUAAACAUUCUCUUUAGAAACAGGAAGACGCCAGCGCAUGGUAAAUAUGGUUUGUGCCAAAUGUUUCUGUCAACAUGAGACGUUGAAUUUCUGUCCUUUAAAGUUUUUUUUUUCUAUCUUUCACAUCACCCCCAUUUCCAUAUUACAUUGAAUCCUUUUGAACUAAAUGUAUUUAGAUCUUUUUCUAAAGAUCGUAUUUUCUGAUACCCUACUCAUGAUUGAGUGCAACUUUCAAGAUUACUAAUUAUCCCAGAGAGCUUAGUAAUUAACCUGAAAAUUUUUCAUCUUAAAAA